Messenger RNA from Aspergillus novofumigatus IBT 16806, 808 nucleotides. RefSeq names its product MARVEL domain-containing protein. Gene Ontology annotation, cellular component: membrane. Bases 57 to 593 code for a protein of 178 amino acids. The record is from RefSeq and is a predicted model, not a curated record. Lineage: Eukaryota; Fungi; Ascomycota; Eurotiomycetes; Eurotiales; Aspergillaceae. The transcript has 4 exons.
CAACGUCUCAUAUUCCAUUGAUACCGAGCUGACCGCACACAACAACAACGUCCAAAAUGGCCUGGGCUGCAAGAGAUGCGCUCCGCCCUUUUCUCCUCGUCUCCCGUCUGUUCGCAUGGCUGAGUGCUGUCAUCGUCAUGGGCAUCACGGCUUGGGCCGUGACCAAGAGGGAUGGCUACAGAGUGGUCUAUCCGCUGGUGAUUGCUGUUCUAACAACAGCGUUUUAUAUUCCUGCGAUGGUAGUAUCAGCUAUGAAACGUAACCGCGGAUACAUGCUGCCCUUGGACAUUGUCUUUUCCUACUUGUGGCUUGCAGCAUUCAUCUUCCUUGCCCAGCACAUUGGGCAAGAGAACUGUCGAUGGUUCUCUUUCGGUGUCUCAAGCUCAUGCACCCGCAAGAGAACUGCCGAAGCCUUCUCUUUCCUGGCUUUCUUCUGGACUCUCUGCGCCAUGUGCUUUGAGAUCUUCAAUUUCUACUAUAGUGGAAGAGAGGGACCAGUGGGAAUGCACCCACAUGCCGAGAAACAUCCUCAUCCGGAUGCCGGCCGUGCUCCUGCGGAUGCGCCUGCCGAUGUCGCGCAACCGGCUGCUUAAAUAACAGCUUAAUUAUUGACAUUUCAGGAUUCGUUUGUCCUCAUCGUACUGCUGUACUUGAAACCUCUGAAAUCUGGGCUCGACGCUUUGAACUCGACAUAUGGAAUGUCCGCUUUGGUUGAUUGCGCUGAUACUCCCGAGAUUUUAGUUCUGGGUCAAGCAGGAAAAGUGAUGGUGUUCAUCUGUUAGGAUAAUGCCCAUUAAUACUUAAUUUG